Messenger RNA from Nerophis ophidion (straightnose pipefish), 1348 nucleotides. It is a transcript of the gene ccni2, whose product is annotated as cyclin I family, member 2. Gene Ontology annotation, molecular function: cyclin-dependent protein serine/threonine kinase regulator activity. The record is from RefSeq and is a predicted model, not a curated record. Gene Ontology annotation, cellular component: cytoplasm; nucleus; cyclin-dependent protein kinase holoenzyme complex. The transcript is spliced from 5 exons. The coding region runs from base 367 to 843 and encodes 158 amino acids. Gene Ontology annotation, biological process: regulation of cyclin-dependent protein serine/threonine kinase activity; mitotic cell cycle phase transition. Lineage: Eukaryota; Metazoa; Chordata; Actinopteri; Syngnathiformes; Syngnathidae.
CGUCACGAAGGGGGCGGAGCCUCUGGCAUUCAAACACAGCCUGCCUUCACUUCUGUCUGUUUUCUUUUUUUUUAUGCUUCCUGUCUUGUUUUUUUACCUCAUUUUCUGCAGCCGUCUCGUUCCAUCUCACGCCGUAUUGUCUUCCAACCUACUUGUACAUGCUGCAAUGUGGCCGACUCACAACGUGACCUACGGAUUUGUCUCCCCGGCGGCUUCUUUUUGUCAUUUUGGGAGCGGUGGAAUGAUGUUUUUGGACUAAAAAAAAAGGCGUUUAAAUGCACGCGCCUUCGAGGGAUUAUUCCACUUUUCAGCAAGAAAAGGCACACGGGCCCUUGUUGCCUUGUCGCGGCCUACAAGGUGCUGGCCAUGAAGGGUCCGAGCUCUGCAGAGAACCGCCGCCUGCUCGGCCUGCUGGAUUCGGCACUGGUGCGAGAGGCCCGCCUCUGGAAGGUCCCCGUCUCCAAAGGUGGAUGCAUUCAGGGUGCUGACAUCUCGUCGUCCCUACACCAAGACAUGAUCGUCUGGCUCAGGGACAUGAACAGACGCUUCCAGUUCUGUCCAGAGACCUUCGCGCUGGGAGUGUGCGUCCUCAACAGGCUGCUGGCCACCGUCAAGGCCCAACCAAAAUAUCUCAAAUGUAUCGCUUUGACCUCCCUGGUGCUGGCAGCCAAAAUCAACGAGGAAGACAAGGUGGUGGGUUCAGUUAGCGGUCUGGUUUCCGCGAGCGGGUGCAACUUUUCAGCGGCGGAGAUUGUUCGCAUGGAGCGGAUCAUUCUGGACAAGCUGCAGUGGGACUUGUACACGGCCACGCCCAUCGACUUCAUUCACAUCGUAAGUCGGUGAAGUCGCUCAAACAAGGGAUUGUUCUCUGCAGCCAAAAUGGCAGCUGUUGCAUAACUUUUGACUGACCUGUCCAAACCUCAUCAAAGCAAAACCAACUUUGUUUGCCAGAGUUUUCCUCCCUGACAAUCGCGUCAGACGUCGCUUGAUCAGAUUUACCUGGUCGGGAAAUGCGCUCGGCCGCUCUGUGUAAUCUCGCCGUGCAUCCUCGCUUAUUCCACCAACAUCCUUUCCCUUCCGUAAAGAUCAGCGCCAGGGUGCUGGUCGUUCUUAAAGCCACAACCCGUAAAAAUGACCCUUUUUCCCGUUUCCUGGAUUGGACUAAUGCCCCUUUUCCACUGCACGGUACCUACUCGCUUCUGCUGCCUUUCCAUUACCAAAAGUGGGCACUGUCCAGUAGGCUGGUGUGAUAUAUACCAGUGACUCUCAAACUAAUCUCGUGGUACACCAAAUAAUCGCAUAAAUAUUCAAACAGUGUUACUGUUCAAACUGUGUAAUGUUACGGUGG